Halichondria panicea is the source of this 3086-nucleotide messenger RNA. Its product is annotated as xin actin-binding repeat-containing protein 2-like. NCBI's taxonomy places the organism in Eukaryota, Metazoa, Porifera, Demospongiae, Suberitida, Halichondriidae. The transcript is spliced from 7 exons. Gene Ontology annotation, molecular function: protein binding. The record is from RefSeq and is a predicted model, not a curated record. The coding region runs from base 162 to 2894 and encodes 910 amino acids.
UGCAGUAAAAGGGGGAGGGGCUCAUGUGUAGCAACCACACUGUGUCUCUAUAAUACAAGCCCUGAGGCUGAGGUAGCUACCUUGUGACAUUCUGUACAGACUCUAGCAGAGGUUUUCUGACUGUCCAACAGCACAAAGAAACACUCAAAGUACAUGCAGGUAUGCCUCUACUGAAAAAGAAGUUCACCCCUCCACCCCCACCACCCCUCCCUCCGCUGUUACCUAGCAACAAGGCCACACCCUCCAAUGCCAACGGAGCCUCAAAGACACCACCCAGGGAGACAAAACAAGACCCCCCACCACCACCACCACUACCACUGACAGAAGAGAUAGAAACAGCAUCAAUUGAAAAUGCCCCCAUUAGCGAAAGUGGGAAUAGUUCGAAAGCAAGCAGUACACUCAGCGUGGAUACUAGCCACAGUGGCUCAAAGGAGAAACUUUCCCACUCCUCACAAGAAAUCAAUAUAAACACUAAACCUGAAGACGAUGUCAACAAAAGCAGCACAGAGAAUGAUGGUAAAACAGGCGAUGGUAAGAAAGAGAAACCUAAACCUCCGAACAAGCCGUCGCGAUUGAAGCGUGCUCUGACAAGCGGUUCUUUAACUUUACAACGACUAAAAACCACAAAAAAGAGAGACAGUAGCAAACGAUUAUCGGUGAAUGUUUUAGAAGAUGAACCAACGAGUGAGGUACGAGGUGGUGGUUUAUGGAAACUGCCAGGAAUGGAACUAACUGCAUCCACCACACCACCUCCGAAAGAAAGACCACUGAAAAGCACAGAAGCUAGCCGAUCGAAAUUCGAUGAAAUGGCCAACAAACUGAAGAAAGAAUUGCCCUCUUUGCCUCAAGAGAGAGCGGUUACUCCAGUAUUGUCUUCACGAGAAAGCAGGUCAAACAUUGAGGGUUCUGAUAUAAAGAACAGAGAGCUGCCGCCGCUACCAACAGAACAGCACGCUAUAUUAUCACCAACUGUGCAAACCACGCCCCUUGCAAUUAGUGGUGUGAUGGUAUUGGAUGAUUUUGAAACAUACUCUGAGUUGAAACCAACAACUUGCGAAGCCGAUACCAGUAAACUAAGCGAUUCGAUUUCCAGCCUUCCUGCCGCUAGUGUUGAAGCUCCUCCCCCUUUACCAGCUAGAACGUACACGCCCACUAGUAAUGAGAGCCGUAGGACGAGUGAAGUGACCACACCCACUGACUCCACCCUCGAGGGGGCGUUGAAGAGAUAUUCCGAUUGCUAUCCAAUUCGUUUCAGAGUGCUACAAGGAUAUUGUAAUGAUGCUUCAGACGUGAACAUGUCCACCAACGAUGUGUACGAUAUCCACUCAGUGAAGGAGACUAAGGUGGUGACGGUUAAAGCUGACAGUGGUACCGUUCAUCGCAUUCCACUCGACUCUACACAAAAAGUGGGUCUCAUAUACAACCCAACCCACAGCGACGUUAAAGGUUUAGAAGGUCACGUCUUUAAAAGUAUCGCGGAUAUAACGACCGCCCACUCGUUACCCAAAGUCAUCUGCUCUACGCAAGAAGAUCGGACCAACGAUGGCAAAUACAUUGUCGAGGAAAACGAGAUUUUUAUUGUCAAGCAAAUUCAUCGGACGCUUUUUAAAGGGAAGAAGGGCCUGAAAGUGUUUAGUAUGACGAGCAAGACUGAGAAAGUGCUACCGGAGGAUUGUUGUGGGUACUUCUCAACUAAGCCCUCGCUGGUGCGGUUACAUUUCCCUGAGAUUAUAGCGUUUGUUCCUCAACCAUUGUUCCCAGUGCGAGCUGUACUGUACUCGGCCGGGGAGACUGGGUCCAAUACUGAUCAACUAGGUGUUGUAACUGGAGUGGUUACCAUGGUAGAGUGCAGCACUGAAACCUCAUUGGUCGCAUCAUCAGCACCAUUCGACGAAAACUUGGAACUAAUCCCAAUGGAGGCAGUCGACUUCUCCACAAGUGAACUAAUCGACCUACCGAUGGAUGAUGACAUGCGAUCAUUAGAAGUGGCAGUGGUGCAAACUUCAUCACAGAGAAUCGAUACUGAUACGGUAUUGGAACCAGACCUUGCGUUAUUGGAACCAGAACCUACAUACGACGACACUGUGGCUGUUACGAAGGAGCUGCACGAUAUCGAUGCCCAUUCAGAGGACUCCGACCAUUUAUAUGAUGACACAGUUAAUGUGCUGGGCAAUGUUGUCGAACGCUCACAGGAAUUUGUCACUUCCACUGGUCAUUUGAAUGAUUCCCAUUCUCAACUGAAUAACUCCACGUAUUUUGAUAUCGGACGCGAUCAUAAGGAGAAUGGAAACGGAUUAGCAGAGGAAGAUGAAAUGGGCGGGUACGACACUGUAGGGCUUCACCUUCUCAACGGGAACACACGACGAGGUGGUCGCUAUGGGCAACACGACAGCUAUGACGACAUGUGCGCUGAUCCACGACUCACGAGCUGGAUGGAAGACCUACAAGCGACCACCACCAGCAUAGAGGAGAGGAUAUCGUCCAUGGAGACUGCGCAGAAACCUUCUCCAGAUAUAACCAAGGUGCAGGACACACUGACACAGUUGACUACUAAGCUUGAGGCAAUGGAGUCACAGCUCCAGGCAAUAGUAGCCACGCCCCCUCAGUCUGCUAUACCAGAAGAUCAGGCUGCUACACAAGGUUCUACUGAGGAGAGCAAUAAAGCCUACCUCUCCACACUCAGUAUAGAGCAGGUAUGUGCUUUAUUCGAUGCCAUGAGCCUGGGCCAGUACCGGGAGCACUUGGAGAGAGAGCUGGUCACUGGAGACAUUCUGUUGGAGUUUGAUGAUGAAGUAUUGAAAGAAGAGCUCGGUAUAAAGUCCAGGAUACAGAGAAUACGAGUGAUGAAGGUUAUACACGGACAACACUCUGCUAGAGACUUACUCAACAAGUAGCUUACUAUUAAUUUUUAUAAACCUCCUCACCCAGUGCGAAUUAUACAUUGUAUAUAUAUACAGCAGUUUUAUAGCGAGCAACACAUGUACGCAGAUAAUACGUGUACUGUACUUAUUUAUUUAUUUGUGUGUCUAUUAUACUUAAUUUCUGUUGGUUCAGCUUUUGCUAUAAAAAAUUAUUGUUCAACCAUG